Pelobates cultripes (western spadefoot toad) is the source of this 4067-nucleotide messenger RNA. The record is from the annotation of a GenBank genome assembly. NCBI's taxonomy places the organism in Eukaryota, Metazoa, Chordata, Amphibia, Anura, Pelobatidae.
GUCACGUUUAAGGUUGCGGCCCCUUUAAGGAACGCUGGGGAACAAACAGAGACAUCGCAACCGGAAAAGGCGUUACCUUUUGUUUGCCCUGAGUGACGGCCGCGCCGGCCAAUGGAGUGUUCGUUUCUCUGUUAGCGGCCAAUCGGCGUGCAGCUUGGGGAGGGAGUUCCGUUGUCAAGGUGCUGGCGGCUCGGUGGUUGGUAAGUGACAGGCCCCGGCAUGGUGAGCGCACACUCCGGCCGGGUUUAAUGUGACAAAGGCGGCGGCAUGAACGGCUUCAGCACCGAGGAGGACAGCAGGGACGGGCCGCCCGCUCCCACAGCCCCCUUCUUCGGGCAGAUCUGCUGCCUGAUAGACGGCGGGGAGCGCUGUGCGCGGCCGGCGGGGAACGCGUCCUUCAGCAAGAGGGUCCAGAAGAGCAUCUCCCAGAAAAAACUCAAACUGGACAUCGACAAGAGUGUGAGUGAGCUCCACCGCGGGCACCGGCACACAGAGACACAGAGAGAGACACACACAAAGAGAGACAGACACACACACAGAGACACAGACACACAGUAUGUGCCCAGCAAUGACAACAAAGGGGGGGGAAAUGAAGGGGUAGAUAUAUUUCAAUUACCCCCUUUUUUUUUUUCCUUCUUUUUUUAAAAUGUUGAUAAAGACUCCUCCAUGUCUUCAUAGAAUACACAUUAAUAUCUACAGAUAUAUAAACUACAAAUAGCGUAAUACAGUAAAAAAAAAUUAAAUAAUUGGGACAGACUUGUUGUUCUGUAAAGUUCCUGUCUCCAUUCUGCACUCAGCAAUAAUUCAAUACAUUUGUUGCGGGUGCAUUGUAAAGGGAAUGGCAGGUUAUAGUUUGAAAUAACCCAACUGGAAAUCACUGCUGACUAGGACAUGGUUGUUUGUUUUUACAUUAUUAUUUUGGGCUAAGAUUUGGCAUUCCCUUUGAAUUCACAUUUUAGUAAAUAGCUCUGCUAGUAUCUCGGUCUUACAAUGAUGCCGCUGUAAUACGUGCAUUGGGUUCUUCACUGAUUUCAGAAUUGCAGAGAAUUGAAAUUCAGACUGCAGAUUUUAGAGAAGCAUAACUGAUUUGGAUACAUUCUCCUACUCCUCUAUAGACAGUUUGGUUUUAUUAGCCUCACAUUUACAAUUCAAAUUUAGUUUGCUAAAACUCAUAGUUCAGUUAUUCUCACAGUUUUACAGACCUGCUGCAACGCUAAAACUUUAGUGCUGGGAUUAACCCAGUGGAUCAGGACCUACAUUUGAGACUAUUUUGCUCAUUUAGUUUGUUACUAGUUGAAACAGGCACACUCCGUAAUCCGUCCUCAAGACAGCUCACAGUAAAUUUGGUUUCUUUAAGGUCUCUGCUUUCUCCCAUUUCAAUAGGCCACACUGAUACAGUGAAGAGGCUUAUUAUUAUUAUUAUUAUUAUUAUUAUUAUUGCCAUUUAUAUAGCGCCAACAGAUUCCGUAGCGCUUUACAAUAUUUUGAGAGGGGGGAUGUAACAAUAAAUAGGACAAUUACAAGAAAACUUACAGGAACAAUAGGUUGAAGAGGACCCUGCUCAAACGAGCUUACAGACUAUAGGAGGUGGGGUAUUAGAAACAUUAGGACAAGAAAUAUCAAGUAGGAGUGAAGCAGAGCUGGAGGAGAGAGCAAAGCACUGUCCCAUAGGAAAGAGCAGGAGACAGGUAUGUAAGGUUGAGAUUACUCUGGGAGGCCAUAAGCUUUCCUGAAGAGAUGGGUUUUAAGGCCCUUCUUAAAUGAUUGAAGACUAGGGGAGAGUCUGAUGGCAGUAGGCAAGCUAUUCCAUAGGAGAGGUCCUGCAAGCGCGAGUUGGCCGUACGGGUGCGAGCAGCUGUCAGGAGGUGGUCACGGGCAGAGCAGAGGGUAUGAGGAGGGGCAUAUCUGUGGAUUAGUGAAGAGAUAUAAGUGGGGCUAGAAUUGUUCAGUGCUUUAAAUGUAUGGGUUAGCACUUUGAAUUGACUCCUAUAGCAUACAGGGAGCCAAUGUAAGGACUGGCAGAGGGGUGAGGUGUGAGAGGACCGACUAGAGAGGAAAAUCAGUCUAGCUGCAGCAUUCAUUACAGACUGUAGCAGGGCAAUACGGCUUUUGGGGAGACCAAUCAGGAGAGGGUUACAGUAAUCCAUGCGGGAAAUUACUAGAGCAUGGACAAGCUCCUUGGUAGCAUCUUGCGUAAGAAAGGGGCGAAUGCGGGCUAUGUUUUUGAGUUGGAACCUACAGGACUUGGCAACAAACUGGAUGUGAGACUCAAAGGUGAGACCAGAGUCAAGUAUGACGCCGAGACAGCGUGCUUGCAGGGAUGGACUUAUGUGGAUAUCACUGACUUGAAGGGAGAGCGAGAGAGGAGAGAGGAGGAAAGACAAGGAGUUCAGUUUUAGAGAGGUUAAGUUUCAGAAAGCGUGAGGACAUCCAGUCAGAGAUGGAAGAAAGGCAAGCAGUGACACGUGGCAGGGGAGAGGUCCGGGGAGGAGAGGUAUAUCUGAGUGUCAUCAGCGUACAGGUGGUAGUGGAAUCCAAAAGAGGCAAUAUGUUUACCAAGAGAAGCAGUAAAAAGAGAAAAUAGAAGGGGACCAAGGACAGACCUUUGGGGAACUCCAACCGAGACAGGACGAGGGGAGGAGGUAUCUUUGGAAAAGGAGACACUGAAUGAGCGUUGGGAGAGAUAGGAGGAAAACCAAGAGAGGACAGAGUCAUAGAGACCAAGCGAUUGAAGAGUUUGAAGGAGGAGAGCAUGAUCAACGGUGUCAAAGGCAGCAGAGAGGUCAAGGAGAAUUAAUAUGGAGUAGUGACAUAAUAGUUUUCUUUAUUAACAUAACUGUUUUUUUAAAAAAAAGUAACUGAGGUAAUUUUUAAAAUUAAAGAAUGGAAUGCCCAGAUGUUAUGUACAUAAUUGAAGUUCCUGUCAGAAAAAGUUAAAAAUCACUUUUAAACCAUCCUUUCAUAUGCAGUACCCACAGGGCCAGAUUUAUAUCACAUGCACCCAUGGGCAUAGAAUUCUCAUGCACCUUCCAUUCCAAACUAAUAAAACCAAAACUUGAGUUUUUGAAUUAUAAAAAUGUGUAUACACCUCCACACACGUAGAGUGUGUGUUUGUAACAGUGUUGGUAAAUGUAUGUAUGUGUAGCUGUGUGUCUGUGUACAUGUAAUUUCUGAGUGGCUCAUUCUUACCCAAGUCCUUCCCCCUUCUCCUGGCAAGUCUUUUCCCCUCUCGCUCUUGCACAUCACUGUGUUCAGUCUGAGGGGACGAGGCCAUGCUCAUAUCAUGCUCCCUCUGACUUUUUAUACAGCAAUCACAGAGUACCCAAACUGACAAACAUUUUGUCGCCCUGUACAAUGACACUCUACAUGGUUAUUCAUUAAAGCAGGAGUAGACAACCUUUGUCAUUCCAGAUGUUGUGGACUUCAUCUACCCUGAUAUAUAUAUUUUUUUCUUUUCAGCAUUAGUGCAGAUGUAGUCCACAUCAUGUAGAGAUCCAAAGGUUGCCUUCCUCUGUAUUAAAGUGUGAAUUUGUGGUCAAAACGGCUCGACUGAAAGAUUAUAUUAAUUUUUAUUUUUUUUUAUUUGCUAUUUUAGCUUAAAGGUGGAUAAUAAUUUUAAUUUCAUAUUAAGUCAACGUCAGUCAACGUCAGCUGAUUGCUCUAAGCCAAUCACCUAAGCCCUCUGCUGAGUGGAGGCAAAGAGCAGAGCCUGACAGACCUCAGGUACAAAGUCAAACCAUUCUAAAUUGAUUUGACUUCUUAUAAUGGGGUGGUGGUUGUUGAUGCCUGCAUAUGUUUUGUUUGUUGCAUUUUAGAAAGAGUUGUAAACAUCUUACAGAUACAACAGGAGUUGCUAUAGUGUGUGUAUAUAUAAUUUAUUUAUUCUAUUUCAGGUACGGCAUCUUUACAUUUGUGAUUUUCACAAAAACUUUAUACAAAGUGUCCGAAACAAAAGGAAGAGGAAAACUAGCGAUGAUGGAGGAGAUUCUCCAGAGCAUGACACAGAUGUUCCUGAGGUGAUUUACACAUUGAUAGGCCUAACAUUCUUCAGACAGUAACCAUUUUAA